AUGGCCGAUUUCUCUGAAUUCACCGGCCCAAGCGAUGACUGGGUCGCCCUAGAGCCCACUAUCCCGACCCCGCCCAAACUUUCCGUCGAGGAAUUGAAGCGAACAGUCAACCAGGGCCGCGAGGAGCUGGCGGCGAAAGCGAUGAUCGGCCAAUGCCUAGCAUCCGAAAUCAAAACACAGGAUUUGAGUAUCACAACCCGUGACGGAGAAUCACUUGAAGCACGUAGUUACCGCCCUUCUGGCAUUCCUUCCUCCGAAAAACUGCCUGUAUAUGUUCAUCUCCAUGGGGGAGGUUAUCUGUUUGGAACGCUGUCCUCCGAAGACGCAAUCUGUGCCCGGAUUGUGGCUUCUCGCGUGGAGAAGGGCAGCCCCGUCGUUGUAUUCAACGUCAAUUACCGCCACACUCCAGAAUAUCGCUAUCCAACUGCAUGGGAUGAUGUCGAAGAUGCCUUUAUCUGGCUCCAUGAACACAUUGGCGAGAUCGGUGGUCUUGCGGACCAGGUUGUGGUUGGCGGAAUUUCUGCCGGCGCCCAGCUGACGGCUUCAUUGACACUGGCUCAGAUCCAUGGCGAUAAUAAGCAACUUGCCGCAUGUCCCAGGAUCAGAGGCCAGGUUCUGAUGAUUCCAUGUGUUGUGCAGAUGCAAUAUUAUGCACCGCGCCAGGACCUACUUAGUAGUCCGGAGGUGUCGAGCUUAGUGCAGUGUGCUGAAGCACCUAUCCUGCCAAUAUCUCGAAUCCAGCUGUUCAUGUCACUGCUAGGGCUCGAUGAAGUCCCGGAUGCUGGCCGUGAUCUUCGUAUGAAUCCGGGCAACGCAACUGCAAGCGAAGUCAAAGAGCUUCCGCCGACUACAUUUGGCAUUGCGGGCAAUGAUCCCCUGCGUGAUGAGGGUCUCUUCUACGGAAAAUUGCUCAGUGAGAACGGUGUUCCAACCAACGUCCAUGUUUUCCGCGGCGUACCCCACGGUUUCAGGCGAUACGGUGACAAAUUGUCCGCCAGUAAAAAAUGGGACCAAGUCAUGAGUGACGGCAUUUCCUGGGCGUUGAGCAAUCCGUCCCCAGAACCCUUCGAAAUCAAUUCAGAUUAG
Molecule: messenger RNA, 1086 nt
Organism: Penicillium macrosclerotiorum
Lineage: Eukaryota; Fungi; Ascomycota; Eurotiomycetes; Eurotiales; Aspergillaceae
Product: alpha/beta hydrolase
Exons: 3
Coding region: 1-1086 (361 amino acids)
Molecular function (GO): hydrolase activity
Source: RefSeq, a predicted model, not a curated record